GAUUCCAGCUGAAAGCCAUUUUGUUUUUCAGGAGGCUGCAAGGGUGUCCUCUGUGCGCUUGCACAGACGCAGCAGCUAGAAUUGGCGCGGUUCUGUCUUCAUCGCUACGAUGUUUCCCUUGGCUAAAACCGCACUAAGUCGUCUCCAAGUUCGAAGCAUUCUGCAAACAAUGGCAAGGCAGAGCCACCAGAAACGGGCACCCGAUUUCCAUGACAAAUAUGGUAAUGCUAUAUUAGCAAGUGGAGCCAUUUUCUGUAUUUCUACAUGGACAUAUACAGCAACACAAAUUGGAAUAGAAUGGAACCUGUCCCCUGUUGGCAGAGUCACCCCAAAGGAAUGGAGAGAUCAAUAAUCAUGCCAGCUGGUAUAAUAAUCAAUGAGUUGUUUAAAAACCAACGCACAAGUGAUGCCAAGUAAAAGAAUCAUGUAUUAAAAUUGGCAUAUUGAAAAAAAUAAAGUACCUUUGAAACCUUCA
Messenger RNA from Nannospalax galili (Upper Galilee mountains blind mole rat), 475 nucleotides. Its product is annotated as cytochrome c oxidase subunit 7B, mitochondrial. Bases 110 to 352 code for a protein of 80 amino acids. The transcript has 3 exons. Gene Ontology annotation, biological process: mitochondrial electron transport, cytochrome c to oxygen. The record is from RefSeq and is a predicted model, not a curated record. Lineage: Eukaryota; Metazoa; Chordata; Mammalia; Rodentia; Spalacidae.